GAAAAACAAAUUUUAAACAUUAUAGGUAAGACUUGUUAAAGCCGCAUUUGCAGCUUUAUAAAAGGACAACAACGUGUAUUAUCUUAUGUUCUGGGAAACAUGGGAGGAAAACGUCAGGCUUUUUGGUGCACAGUAUGAAUUUCACGCCCAGUUAAUGGCUGCUAGUCUUUUUGGGGUAAUAAAUUCGGUAUCAGAUACGCCACUGUAUUGGAUCCUGGCAGGGCUGCUUUCAGUUUGAGCAAGACACAAAUGGCGUGGUAGGGCGGGACUAAUUUAGGUUCCCGCCCAUAGACUUAGUUCUCAAUCAGGUCCGUUACAUUCCUAUAAAAAUACCGAGUGCGGCAGAACGCAGCACUCUUGGAUUCUUCUUCUUAUUGUUUGCGAUAUGUCUGGUCGCGGCAAAGGCGGGAAGGGCUUGGGCAAGGGCGGCGCCAAGCGCCACCGCAAGGUGCUGCGCGACAACAUCCAGGGCAUCACCAAGCCGGCCAUCCGCCGCCUGGCCCGGCGCGGCGGCGUCAAGCGCAUCUCCGGCCUCAUCUACGAGGAGACCCGCGGGGUGCUCAAGGUGUUCCUGGAGAACGUGAUCCGGGACGCCGUCACCUACACCGAGCACGCCAAGCGCAAGACGGUCACGGCCAUGGACGUGGUGUACGCGCUAAAGCGCCAGGGCCGCACCCUCUACGGCUUCGGCGGCUGAGGUGCUGCCUCCUUUAGCCCCUCCAUUUAGAACCAAAAGGCCCUUUUUAGGGCCACCCAUGUUUUCACUGUAAAGAGUUAUUCACUGAAGUUUAUAUAUAAUGUUAAUAUUAACAAGAGGUGCGUUCCGUUUUUGUGUAAAUGCCCUAGAACUCAUUUCACAGUUAAUGCAUAUUUACCGGCUUCGGUCUCUGUUUUGUAUAGAAAAGUAGAUAAACCACAUCUGUCAGAAGCUUUUUUGGGAGUUCAUUAGACAGUGUAAUAGUAGGUUCUCGGUCCUUACCUUGUGUGCAAGGAGCUGUAAAUCGCCAUAAAUGGGCAGGUCCAGAGACUGCAAAGUGAAGGGGAUUUAGAGAUUAUGCUUUAGAAAAUAACAGUAUUAAAUCUUUAAAUUCAGAAUACAAGAUAACGCCUCCUGCUGUU
Tupaia belangeri chinensis (Chinese tree shrew) is the source of this 1119-nucleotide messenger RNA. RefSeq names its product histone H4. The transcript is spliced from 2 exons. Gene Ontology annotation, molecular function: structural constituent of chromatin; protein heterodimerization activity; DNA binding. Gene Ontology annotation, cellular component: nucleosome. Lineage: Eukaryota; Metazoa; Chordata; Mammalia; Scandentia; Tupaiidae. Bases 386 to 697 code for a protein of 103 amino acids. The record is from RefSeq and is a predicted model, not a curated record.